Messenger RNA from Arachis duranensis, 1929 nucleotides. RefSeq lists its product as uncharacterized. The transcript is spliced from 6 exons. The record is from RefSeq and is a predicted model, not a curated record. NCBI's taxonomy places the organism in Eukaryota, Viridiplantae, Streptophyta, Magnoliopsida, Fabales, Fabaceae. Bases 216 to 1628 code for a protein of 470 amino acids.
AUCUUCUCUCUCUUCCUUUCCAAAAAAUAGGAGCCAACCCCCCUUUUCACCCCCAACACCCAAAAGACAAACAUCACUAUGAAUAAAAAACACACUCCAUUUUCACCACCACCUUCUUCUUCGUCUUCUUCUUUUUCUUCUUCUUCUUCUUCAGUCUCUUCUCCUUCUUCUUCCAUUCUUUUUCAUUUUCUUCAUAUUUUCUUUCCUGAUCCACUAUGGUACUUUUCUCAAUUAAGAAACAAACACCUCGUUCACCUUCUUACGUCUUCCCUUCGAUAAUUGGUCUCGCCCUCUUCUCCCUCACCGCACUCCUCCUCCUCUAUAAGGUUGACGACGUCGUUUCGAGGACCGGAACCGUCGCGGGUCACAACCUAGAACCGACUCCAUGGCACGUGUUCCCUAUGAAGUCGUUUCCAGAAGAGACGCGCCAGAGCCGCGCGUACAGAAUCAUCCAAUGCUCCUACCUCACCUGCCGCUACUCCUCUUCCACCCACGAACGACGCCGUUUCGAGGCGGCUAACGGUGCUUCCUCCUCCCCGAAGUGCCCUGACUUCUUCAGCGCGAUCCGGCGGGACCUCGAGCCGUGGAAGAAGACGGGGAUCUCAGAAAGACACGUGGCGGAAGCUCAGAAGCUCGCAGCUUUUCGGGUUGUGAUUGUGGGUGGGAAAUUGUACGUGGAUUGGUACUAUGCUUGUGUUCAGAGUAGGGCAAUGUUCACGAUUUGGGGAAUAUUGCAGCUUCUGAAAAGGUACCCCGGGUUGGUGCCUGAUGUGGAUUUGAUGUUUGAUUGCAUGGAUAAGCCUACGAUUCUCAAGGCUGAGCACCAGAAUUUUCCUUUGCCACUAUUUCGGUAUUGCACAACAAAGGAGCACCUUGAUAUUCCUUUCCCUGAUUGGUCUUUUUGGGGAUGGUCAGAGAUAAACAUUUUACCCUGGCAGGAGCAGUUUGCAGAUAUCAAGGUAGGUUCUAAAAAAGUAAGUUGGAGGAACAAGAUUCCGCAGGCAUACUGGAGAGGAAAUCCAGAUGUUGCAUCCCCUAUUCGUACUGAGUUACUGAACUGUAAUGAUUCAAGUAAGUGGGGAGCAACAAUCAUGCGUCAGGAUUGGGGAGAAGCUGCAAGACGUGGCUUUAAGGAGUCAAAACUUUCAAAGCAGUGUAACCACCGGUAUAAGAUAUAUGCUGAAGGGUAUGCAUGGUCAGUAAGUCUGAAAUAUAUCCUCUCAUGUGGUUGUGUUACACUAAUUAUAUCACCCCAGUAUGAAGACUUUUUCAGUCGUGGCCUUAUUCCAAAACAUAACUACUGGCUUGUUGAUCCUCAAGAUCUAUGUCCAUCUAUAAAGCAAGCAGUAGACUGGGGAAAUGAACAUCCAGAUGAGGCUGAGGCUAUCGGGAGAAGAGGGCAGGAUUUCAUGGAAAGCUUGAAUAUGGAUCGAAUUUAUGACUACAUGUUUCACCUUCUUUCGGAAUACUCGAAACUUCUACAGUUCAAGCCUACUCCCCCAUCUUCUUCCUUGGAAGUUUGUGUGGAUUCUGUGCUUUGCUUCGCAGAUGAGAAGCAGAGAGGAUUCCUUAAUAGAUCAAGUACGUUUGCUUCACAAAGCCUUCCAUGCACUCUCAAACCUGCCUAGAGAGUAAUCUCAGUCACCUGUUGUUUUCUGCCAAAAAAUACCACACAAAAGUAUGGAACAUCCAGUUACAAGAAGUUACAUUGAAUUAGCUAUAUACCACGGUUAGUGAUAUUGCUGGUAUCAAAAGAAAAGUAAGUAUAUCAUGUAAAUUUAUAGUGCCUUAUAGUAGUUCAUCAUUUGCAUGGCUUAGCUUUUGUAAUAGGUCAUUGCAUAUUUGGAUUAUAUGAUUCAUUUGAGAGAAAAAAAAUCACGGGAAUUCUUAUUAUUUCAUUUUAUUUUCCGGUCAUCUUACUUUUUCCCA